Messenger RNA from Penicillium angulare, 1320 nucleotides. RefSeq names its product acyltransferase family protein. The record is from RefSeq and is a predicted model, not a curated record. The transcript has 3 exons. Lineage: Eukaryota; Fungi; Ascomycota; Eurotiomycetes; Eurotiales; Aspergillaceae. Bases 1 to 1320 code for a protein of 439 amino acids. Gene Ontology annotation, cellular component: membrane. Gene Ontology annotation, biological process: polysaccharide biosynthetic process. Gene Ontology annotation, molecular function: acyltransferase activity, transferring groups other than amino-acyl groups.
AUGGAUCGAUAUAUCAAGGGCCUCCGCGGAAUAGCAUCAUUUCUAGUAGUCCUCACCCACCUCGCCAGAGCAUGGGACUAUGACCUCUUCUCUCCCCGGGACGACGAACAAACGCCACCCCGUCUCCUCCAAUGGCCCAUCCUACGCAUUCCCUGGCAAGGCAGACUCGGCGUAACAAUAUUCGCCUUCUUGACCGGCUAUGUCUGCGCCCUGAAACCUAUCAAGCAGUCACGCGCAGGCGAUAUCCAAGGCGCGUUCACAACAGUUGCGAAAAGCGCGUUCCGAAGACCCCCGCGUCUAAUCUUCCCCGCUACAAUCGCCUUAUUUAUUUCAUGGAUCGUGGCGCAGCUUGGAGGAUUUAUCGUUGCUAAUCGUUCUGAUUGCUGGUGGUGUCGGUAUGCGGCGCCGGAACUUGAGGACUCGCUCUGGAAAGAGAUUGGCAGACUUGGAAUGAACUUUUUAUCAACUUGGACGACGGGGUAUAUGGCGUAUGAUGACCAUCAGUGGGCACUACUACCACUGCUAUUGGCAUCGAUGCUUGUCUAUACUUUGCUCAUUGCGACUAUGUUUGUGAGGUUUCGGUUUCGGAUGUUGAUUUAUCUUGGGAUGUUAUUGUAUUUCCACCAGGAUGCGGCAAAAGAUACUGAAACCUUCCAAACACAAGCAGUAUACGGCAUGCUACUCAGCGAUUUAUCAUAUAGCAUGACUUUCAAAAAUUGGGUCGAAAAGCAUUACUAUCUUCGCAAAGCCAUAACCAUUCCGCUAGCAAUAGCAGGGCUGCUAAUAGCCUCAUACCCAGGCGAACACCCGGAGUGGGCAACAUGGUCGAACAUGAUGUUCGAAAGCGCAAAAUACAUCUUCCCCCCAGACGUGGACAUUGGCAAACGCUAUACAGCCCUGGCAAUUGAUAUGAUAAUCUUAGCUAUAUAUCUCUCCCCUUCGACAAAAGAGUUCCUAGCUAACCGCCUACUACUAUGGCUGGGUAAGCAGAGCUUCGCUGUAUACCUAAUUCACGGUACAAUGCUGCGCGUUGUACUCUGUUGGAUGCUAUACGGGAUUAGUGGACAACCAUGGAAUGGCGGGGAGGCAGGAACAGACGAUGAGAGGGACGAUUGGUUGCCCUUGAGAUCACCGGCAGUUGUUGGUAUUAGUAUUCCGGUGUGGAUUGCGCUUGUCUAUCUUUUUGCAGCGGCUUGGACAUCAUAUGUGGAUCCUUUUUGCGCGAGGAUGACUGCUAGACUUGAGAAGGCGGUUUUUGUGCAGGUCGAGAAGGAGUCUUUGCCUUUACCUGCUACUUCUAUUCCUAUGCAGACUGUUUGA